Messenger RNA from Pocillopora verrucosa, 6876 nucleotides. RefSeq lists its product as uncharacterized. Gene Ontology annotation, cellular component: cytoplasmic vesicle; membrane. NCBI's taxonomy places the organism in Eukaryota, Metazoa, Cnidaria, Anthozoa, Scleractinia, Pocilloporidae. The record is from RefSeq and is a predicted model, not a curated record. Gene Ontology annotation, biological process: neuron migration. Gene Ontology annotation, molecular function: calcium ion binding.
AAGGAAAGUACAUCAUCGUGGGAACAUCCAUGAAGAAGCCCUCCUGAAGGAGAUGAGGCAAAUUUAUGGAAAUAUGAAGAAACUAUACAGUGACCAGAGGAAAGAACAGAGAAAAGCAAAAAGGAUUAAAGAAAGAGCCGAAAAGCAUCAACACCAGCGCUCCUAUAUUCCUCGGCAGCGAGGGACGAGUGCAGUUCGGAAUAGCCUGGUAACAAGUAAGGAUUCCAAUCCGCUGACUAGCCGUGCGACAGGUCCGCAAUCCCAGCCACACGUUCAUGAAACCGCUUAUGGGCCUAAAACUACAGGUGAAGUCCCAGUCCGGUCUCAGAAUGAAAACCCCUGGUAUCGUAAGAAACUCAGACCAACAGAACCUCGAAAAACGCAACACGAUAACUUGAGAAGACAUGGCGGUAUUUUGGCGAACAAGAUCUCUUCGAGACAUCCCACCGUGAACCAGUCUUUCAUUGACAAGAUAGUUGCAGAAAUCGAAGCAAAGCAUCCGAUUCUCACAAAGGAAAAAAGUAGCAAAGAUGAUAGCUUACAACGACUAAUUGACAAUGUGGCGGAUAGUGUCGUCAAACAGGUCACAGAGGAGUUUACCGAGCCGCAGGCCAAGCCAAGUAGACGUGUCAACGUACCUAAACCAUGGUCGCAGACAGAAAUAUCGGUUCCCACCGGUACUAUGGCAGACAUGCCUCUUCUUAAUGACUUUCAGAGUAAAAAGCCCUACGCGAAAUCUUCUUUGGUAAAAGAUAUUACCCCAGACCUCCCCCCUGAAAUAAUCAGCAGUGACGAGGUCAGUGAACAAUUGUUGCCUGACUCCUCCCCGGAGGAAGUCAAACCCUCGUCAAAGUCACCGCCUCAGAGAUCACGCUUCGCACAUCAAAGGCCGCAACCUGAGGAACCAGGAAUGCAAGAGAUGCGUGAAAUGUUUAAGUUCAGACAUCGAUACGAUAAACAGAAGCCCAAGUCGCAAAGCGGGAAGAAAAAGGUUACAAUCCCUGCCACAAGUGAAGGUAACGCAGCCUACUUAGUGCUUCAUAUAGGCUUCGAGGAAAUCGAAAAUCGCACAGCCCUUGACAGCUCAGAGCAUAAGAACAAUGCCAUUCUUAGUCCAGAGGUGCGCCUCUCCGUGACCGAGUCCAAAUGUGGCUCUGCCCUGAGCAUGCGCGGUGGACGCUUAGUUUUCACCCAUUUCAACAGUCGUCCACGUGAGGCGAUAACAAUCACUUUGUGGCUUAAACUAGACUCAGUCUCGGGAACAGCCACUUUGUUCAGGACGACGGGGUCGGGAGCUAAGUACAACCUACAGUACCGCGAAGGCAAUAUUCAUUGGUCUCACGUAGAUGACUUAGGGCACAUAAUAUUUAGCAUGGCAACAAGGCAGACGGUAGACUCGCUAGAUUGGGUACAUCUCAGUGUUACUUAUGACGCACACAUCAACAUGAGCAAGAUUAUUUUGAACGGAGCCGUUCUGGACGAAAAAGAAGGCCAUGGAUUGCUAUCGCAAAAUUGGGACGGCGACGUCGGGAUCGGAAUUCCCGAAGGGAUAAGAGGACUUAUCGACGAAUUUUAUAUGUACAAUCAUGCGCUUGCCGUGUCCGAUUUAAGUGAUCUGUCGGAGGAAUGCAAUCCUGGAGCAGGUGGGGCUAUUCCUCUUAAGGAAGGAAGCUACGAUGGUCUCAUACCUGACGACAUGAUUCAAGAUGCAAUAUUACAGCUGCAUCCAAACGCUUCAACGACAAAAAAGCCGAAAGCUGCCAUAACAACUCAUACCACUGCCAGCACAUCGCCUACAACAAGACCAACAACGCGGCCCACUUCGCCUACCACAAGGCCGCCCACAACAACAUCAACAACAACCGCGCCUACAACUAAACCCGCAGCAAAUGCCAGGACGACACCAUAUAAGCCAACUCUUCAGGUGCCGUCUAGCGCUUCCCUUUCUAAAAAGACUGGCUCGGGUACUAUUCCGUCCACAAUCACCUUACAUGACGAGCCUAACUGCCAGCAAGGGAUGUUUUAUGAUAGCAGCGAGUUACGAGGUGGCAUGGAUGCGGGCUUAUUCAUAGACCUGGGGCGAGUGAAAGGCUCAACAAGUUGUUUGAAAUUCUGUUGUGAAAUUGAGUCAUGUGACCUGGUUUUCAUGACGCGCGACAGCUGUUAUGCCGUGGACUGUUACAAUAACAAAUUGUGCGAGCCUGUGCCAGCGGACUCUUACAGGAGUGACAUGCCCAGCGUCCACUAUGUCACCAGGAGUGGGAAGUCAGUUCUAGAUGAAAAGUUAAGAAAGUUAGAGCACCGACCAACAACUCCCCCAACUAUCCAACUGCCAACCUUUCCACCGACACCCUACAGAACAACAGCAAAUGAUAUGUUCCUUCCAUACAAAGAAAUCUCCACGCGUCCAACAUUUGCUCCGUCAAACACAAAACGUUUCUGUGCCCAAGGAAUGUUCUUCUACAACGUGAAACUUCGAGACGGCUGGAACGCCGGAAUGCUGCUUCAAGUUUCUAGGGUACGGAGCAUGGAGAAGUGCAUCCAGGUUUGUUGUGACGAGCCUGCGUGCGACUUUGUGAUGCUGAAACAAGGGAGGUGUUACAGUGUGCGGUGUAAGGGUGGUGAUACUUGUACAGUAGAGGAAGGAGGAGAAUAUCAAAUUUCGUUUGUGAGCAGACAAGAUAUGGUCGAAGACGAAACACAAUCCACACCGACCCCUACCCCACUACCUCUCAGUCCUUUAGGAGGAAAAAUGGACGAGCUGCCAGGUAGUCAUCUUCGUUAUCUGUCGCUGUACCUUGGUUUUGAUCACGUGAUUGGUUCUGUGGCGGUGGACGGAUCUGGCCUAAACAAUGACGCAAGAUUAACGAGAGGCACCGAAGUUUCAAGACCUGGUGAGCGAGGAGCCGCAAUCGAAUUGAACGGCGGCGAUGUACUUCUCGAUGGUGAACACUUUCGGGAGAAACCACGCGAAGCCGUCACCAUUGCCUUAUGGUUAAAACUGUGGAGAACCGGUGGAGUUCAUUCCAUUUUUGACACAAUCGGUGGACAUUCUAUUCACAGCAAAGGACAGUACCACUUUGAGGUGUACGAUGGGCGAUUGAGGUGGUUCCAUCGUAAUGAAUACGCUAAGGAAGUCUUCAAUGUCAGGACUUCGCCAGUUCUGCAGCCAAAUCUGUGGUACCACGUUGUAGGCACUUACGAUUCGCGCACGCACAUGGCCAAAGUCUUUAUCAAUGGUGACUUGGUAGGAGAGGGUCGUGGCAGUGGUAUGCUCUCCCUAGAUUGGGAAGCUAAAGCAGGGUUUGGUUCACAUUCUGGGCGAAGGAUUUUACUCGGCUACCUUGAUGAGAUCUAUGUGUUUAGGCGGGCGGUUCUGGAGAAGGAAAUUGAUAGAUACUUGGAGAAUUCUAACAGUGACUCUCUCUUUCAUUCGGAAUCCAACUCUGCUCUCACGGAGACUUUCACUGAAAGUCCUUCUGAUGAUAGCUUUUCAGAUGUUAAUACAGACUCUGUUUGGUUUUCAAAACCAACAAGCCACUUAAGUAAUCUUCCCAUCCAGAGUACUUCUAACAACAACAUGAAGUUCAUGGACCAAGCAAAAAACAAUAGUGCUUCAACACUUGGUACAACAACAGUUGUUGUCAGCGCUGCGAGAGAAAAAUCGGGAUCGGAAGAAACAUUGAAGAUGCCAACAGUGACGUCACCGCAAACGACAGAUACAACUACAGAAACAACCACAUUAUCAACGACGCCGCCAACCACGUUGAAAUCAACAACGAUGCUUAAAAUGACUGCGUCACCUCAUACAAUAGGCGGCACUCCACCAGAAAGACUCAAAACGUUGUGCAGAUUGGGAGAUGUUUAUAGAAAUAGAGAUCUUGUCGGUGGAUUAGGCGCAGGAAAUUUCACCGACAAAGGAAAGGUUGAUACCAUUGAGGAGUGUAUGAAAAUUUGCUGUGGAAUACGAGAUUGCUCUGUAGCUUACGUGGUGGAAAACAACUGCUUUGCCAUAACUUGUACGGAAAAGGAGCAAUGUAAAACGUUUAUCAAGAGCCUGUCGGAAAAUAGUCCUGUCAUUGGAUUUGUGAAUCGAAGCGGGCCAAAAGAAUCAACUUCUCGUCCUUCUACGAAGAAGGAAAAUGAGAAUCUAGCUUCUCCAGCUGACGAUACACCAGUAGAACCAAAUGCAAAGUCAUUGGACGCCCCACAAGGUGAUAAAGAACCUGCCUUCAACUUGAUUGGCAUGCUUUCAACUAAGAAGCCCACUCUAAAUACGACACCUGAGCCUCCACUAUCGAGCUGUAACUAUGGCAGACUUUACCACCACGUGACUUUAGUGGGCGGGCUCCGUGCUGGGGUUUUUACACGGCUAGCUGAGAAUACGGACAUGGACGAAUGCGCUCGGAAAUGCUGUGCCCGGAGGUCAUGUGAUGCUGCGAUCCUCAUGAGGUCCACGUGCUUUGGACUGCAGUGUUCCAGUUCAGAACUCUGUAGUACCAGGCCGUCACGUCUAAAGAACUUUUCUCUUCACAUAAUGUAUAUAUAUAGAGGAGAAACCAACGCUCGGACUACACCAACACAAACUUUCAAGACAACAGAACCAUCUUUAGAAGACCUUCUCGGAGAUGUGAAACCCACGCAGUCUGCUACAACUAUGUCACCGCUGAACAACAUGCUCGGCUUUCCUCGCAUGGAAAACAAUCAUGAGACUUAUUCCAAGCCUUUAUCCGAGUGCUCUCAGGGACUGAUGAUCAACGAUGUAAUCUUAAAUGGUGGCAUGGGUGCUGGCGAAGUUUCUCAGUUUCCCCGCGUGAGUGAUAUACAGCUUUGUAUCGAGAAAUGUUGUUUGACUACAAAAUGUCAUUUGGCUUAUGUCAUACAAGCGGUAUGCUACACCGUAAAUUGCUUCAGCCGUGAUCUCUGUCGAACGAGACCUAUCGAGGACACGGCGGUCCACUCAGUGAUCGCUUACAUCAAAAGGAAUGGCCUAGCGAUGUUUAGCAGCGCCAACGAAGCGAGCGUGAUGCAGCUUGGGAACGCCAGCAUUGCCUCACCUGAAGGUAAACCAAGUCCUACCGCCGGUGCAGUUCGAGCUCCUCAGAACAACAUGAUCUGCCAGAAAGACAGAACGUUUUACAACGUACAGCUGAAGGGAGGUCGGAGCGCGGGUCAAUUCACCGAGAGAGGCCAGGUAAUGGAUAUCAGUCAGUGCAUAGGGAUCUGCUGCGAGGAAAGAUCAUGUGACUUGGCCUACAUGGAGGAUCAGCGAUGUUACACGGUGAAAUGCAACAGUCAAGACACGUGCAAACUUAUCGAGGCCAGUCCUCUCGCGGUCAAGACUGUCUUGGGCUACGUCAAUAGGCUGAAAGACAACAAUGUUUUGCAAGUCACUCCAAGGCCGACUGAGCCGGCCACGGCAAGGUUACAAAGUACGGUUGUUAAGAAUGUUGAUGAAAAUGGUAGUCACCACAAAGAAGACGACAAACAGGAUGCCUCGAAACCGUAUCAUGUCCUGAAACAGAAAUUACAUAAACACAAUCAACAUCAUCGUCAUCAUCAUCAUCAAGGUGAGCAGAAGUGUCCCGCCAAAAGAUACGGCUGCCAGCAUCAUUGUAUUCAUCUCCCGGAUGGAGGUCAUCGUUGCAUCUGUCGCCAUGGUUACAGUUUGGCGCAAAACGGAAGACAUUGCGAAGACGUAGACGAAUGUACCGAUAACACGCAUGGCUGUGAGCAUGAAUGCAUAAAUUAUGAGGGCAGUUACCUGUGUGAGUGCCACAGUGGAUUUAUGCUGAACAGAGACUCGAAACAUUGUGACGACCUUGAUGAAUGUACCAUGGGUGUCCACAGCUGUGAGCAAUCAUGCCACAACACUCCUGGAAGCUACAGCUGCUCCUGCGAAGAAGGGUUUCAACUCCGUGCAGACAAACGACACUGUAUAGAAAUCACAGAAACGGGAUCCAAGAAAGAUCAAGAUUAUGCAGCUUUCUCCGGACUAGAAAUCCCAACAGCAAUAACACAAUCACCUAAGGAUCUCAGAAUAACCCAGUUUGAAUCCGGGAUCUUUCACUGCAAGGCGCGUGGCCACCCAGCGCCACAUAUCGCUUGGGCGUCAGGGUUUAAUGGUGACCAACCCAUCCCUGCUGAAGAUAGGUUCAAAAUUCUACCCACCGGCUCCUUGGUGAUUAGUCAAGUCAAUUUCACUGAUCAAGGGAUGUACCGAUGUGUGGCUUCCAACCCCGCUGGGAGUGCUACGGCAGCAGCUAGUCUUACUGUGAAAGACUUUGACGAAUGCAAAGCCCGCAGUCAUGACUGUCAGCAAUCUUGUGUUAAUACUCAAGGCAGCUUUAGAUGCGAAUGUCAUUCCGGAUUUAUGUUGCAAAGGGACAGAAAAAGCUGUGAAGAUGUUGACGAGUGCAAUGUUGGAAGCCAUUUUUGUGAUGAAAUUUGUCAGAAUACCCAGGGUAGUUUCACCUGUCACUGCAGGUCAGGAUACAGACUGAUGGCGGACCUCAGAACUUGCUUUGAUAUUGAUGAAUGCACAGAGCCCGCUCAUGGCUGUUCUCAGCUGUGUAACAACACUCUUGGUAGUUAUAACUGUUUCUGUUUGAAAGGCUACUUGCUGGAAAAGGACAACAAAACAUGUGUUGAUAAACAUGUUCUGUUGGACACUUCCAAACCAACCACGCUCUCAGCUGGUAUGGGCGCGUUCGUGGCAGUCGCAGGCGUUAGCGUGUUCAUCGUGAUUGGUACAGUGAUGUGUAUUAUACGCUACAGAAGGCGAGCAAGGCUCAGAGGCCUUGAAACGGCGGAGGGAGAAAAGAAGUCUUUGUUUUCUUGGUUGGAAUAAAAGGGAACUUCUCAUACAUCGAAGAA